AUGAAUGAAAAAAAUCUUUCCCUUCCUCGGAUCUCGAGAUUCGCGCCCGGCGCGCUGUCCGCCAAGAUCGACCACCGGUGCCGUGCCAAGCAGGCAGGCAGCAGGCCAACGAAGCGGAGAUCGCGUCAGUGCGAGGGCGCGAUGGCGACGUGCCUCCUUCACGCGACGGGCGUCGCGUGGAGGCGCCCGCGCGGGAGGGUCGCGGUAGGGCGGCAUCGGCGGUGCAUCGCGCGCGCGGUCGCGGCGCGCGAUGACGACGGCGACGGGGACGACGACGCGCCGGGCCCGUCCGGUCGGGGAGAAUCGAUGGUGGAGCCGAGGCGACCCGCGGGACGGAUAAAAGACGUCGCGAGUUCGCGGCCGACGGCGACGUUCCCGACGCCGCGCGACGAAACGGGCGAGGGCCUGCGUCGCGCGGUCGCGCCUUGGGUGGAUCCGCGAGGGAACGCGGACGCGCCCGGGGACGAGAAGCCCGCGGACACCGAGCUCGUCAUGGUCCUGGAGCGACGAGGCGAAGGCUGGAGCGAGGAGAUCUUCCCGCACGUCGUGAUGAAGCGCGUCGCGAGGGACCGGAGCGCCGCGGCGGUGCCGAAAACGAAACCACCGGACAGCGCGCAGACGUUCUUGAUCGAGCAGAUCGGGUUCUCCCCGGACGAGGCCGCGAGCAUCGUCGCCGCGGCCGCGGCGUGGAGGGUCACCCGAGGCGGACGCGCGCUCGUGGAUCGAAAGCUCAUGCGCGCGGUCCAAGAAAAUGCGAGGACGGCGGUGACCUUCUUAGUCCAAGCCGGGGCGAAACGCGACGACGUCCCGGAUUUGCUGCGAUCGACGCCACAGAUUCUCGCCAUCGUGCCGAACUCGGACUGGAACCGGCAGCUGCUCUCGUACAUCGUGCGCACGAAAGCCCCGGGCGGGGGACGGUUCGGACCGGUGCGUAUACGAUACGCGAGGUCCAAGUCCCCGGACCCGCUGAAACCCUGGGUCGAGGACGUUCGAAUCAAACGGCAGCUCGGCGAGUUAUCCCAAGAGCAGCUAUACAUGAUCGACGUCGCCGGGUUCGACGCGGACGUGAAGCCGAAGAAGACCGAAUCGGGGAGGACGUGGGAGGUGUGGUUCGACGAGCUCGUGGAUUACAGCGUCACGAGCGGGACGUGCGAGUUCCCGGAGGAGCGCAAGCACGUCGGCCUCGCGCGGUGGCUGGACCGCCAGAAGCAGAAGCAUGCGGACGGUAAGCUCCCGAAGAAGGCGCGCGAGCGGUUGAUUAAUCUCGGAGUGAAGUUCGAUAAGACCGAGACCGAGAAAGCGGAGGAGGAGAAACUGGCGAAGAAGAAAGCCGCGAAGGGAACGCGCGCGAAGGGUAAGAAAGCGAAAGAUACCGCGUCUACGUCCACCCCGGGUUUGAACUACGACGAGACCGGCGGCGGCGGCGGCGAGUCGUGGGACGGGAACGAGACGUCCCCCGCUGGCGGGUGGGAGUCCGCGCUGGACUCGUACACGAUCAUGAUGUUGUCGUCGUUCCAGGCGUACGUCAAGGAAGAGGGCGAGUACGCGGAGCCGCCGUUCGGGUCGCAGCUCGCCGUGUGGCUGGCGAAGACGCGCGCGCGCGCGGAGAGCGGCGCGAUGCCCGAGGACGAGCGCGAGGCGCUCGUGAAAGCGGGCGUGGAGCUGCAGAACUUUUCGUUAUCCUGGCUCAUGGAGCUCGAGCAGUUUGCGGCGUUGAGGAAGCACAAGGUGACGCUGCACACGCCCGCGGGGCUGACGAAGUUUAUCCGCGAUCAACGCGCGCGCGCAGCCUUGGGGCAGCUCACGGACGCGGAGCUGAAACGUCUGCGCGCCGCGGGGAUGUCCGGGCUCGCGGGCGCGCUCAUGCUGGACGAGAGCAUCUUGGAAGAGGUGGACGGCCUCGUGUUCGAGAUCAAAAAGACGAAACCGGCGGAGGAGCCAGAGCCGGACAUGUUCGAGACGAUGGUCAGAGAGAACACCGCGGCGAAGGACGCGGCCGCGGCGAUGCGUAGGGAAGCCAAGCGCGCCGCGAGGGAGGGGAAGAAGCCGUCCAAGCCGGCGACCAUCCCCGCGCGGGCGAGGGCGAGGAUGAUCGGACCGCUGAAAUCGCCGCUGACCUCCGCGGUGAAAGAACGGCCGCCGGCGAAGGAGCGGCCAAAGCCGAGACGAAUCCCGGGGCGCGGGCCCGCGGUCUCCGCGUCGCAGGACGAGGAGACGGCGACGGAGACGGCGGAUGAGGAGACGGUGACGGAGACGGCGGACGAGGAGGCCGGGAUCGUCCCAGUGGAGGCUCGCAAGUGA
Messenger RNA from Micromonas pusilla CCMP1545, 2301 nucleotides. RefSeq lists its product as uncharacterized. The record is from RefSeq and is a predicted model, not a curated record. NCBI's taxonomy places the organism in Eukaryota, Viridiplantae, Chlorophyta, Mamiellophyceae, Mamiellales, Mamiellaceae. The transcript has a single exon. The coding region runs from base 1 to 2301 and encodes 766 amino acids.